This is a messenger RNA of Meloidogyne enterolobii, 696 nucleotides long. Lineage: Eukaryota; Metazoa; Nematoda; Chromadorea; Rhabditida; Meloidogynidae. The record is from the annotation of a GenBank genome assembly.
UAUUGCAAUGUUUGUUUGAAUAUGUUAGUUGGUUGGGGAGGUAAACAAGGAUUAGCUUGUUCUCUUUGUAAAUACACUGUACACGAACGUUGUGUUCAUUCAGCAUCAAAUAAUUGUAUUCAUACAUACAAUUCUAAUGCUUCUUCUAUGAGAGAACAACCAAUUCAACAACAUUAUUGGAUGGAUUCUAAUUGGCAUUGUCGUUGGUUGAUUGCCAAGCUGAUCAAAUUUUUAUUUUUUAUCAAAUCUUAUUAUGGUAUAAUUUCAUCAUUUUUUCAGUUAAAAACAAUUCCGUUAUCACCAAAUGGCCGUUCUCGCCCUCUAUUGGUUUUAAUUAAUCCAAAAAGUGGAGGAAGGCAAGGCGAACGUAUUUUUAGAAUAAUCGUUGUUAUAUUGGCUACACUGUCGACCCUAACAGGCGCAUUCGUCAGCACAAUUCUAGCAGAGAACAUGGAGGAGCGAAAAAAAACUAAUAGCAAAGGACCUUGGGAUAUGGUUUGUAUAGUCCAUGGCUUUCCAAAUGCAAUUUCUGCGCUCCAGUUUGAAUGGGCUUGGCAAAACCCAGAUAAAUCAAAACGACUCAAACGUCGUUACAUGCAAAAAGAUCGGAAAGAAACUCCUUUUGCUUUUUCGCUUUCGAAUUGUUAUUCAAAUGUUAAACACCCGACCUUGGCGAGAAUUGGCAUUGACUUUUAG